GCGGCGGAACCACUGAACCGGGUGUUGUAAAAAUUUUCAUGUGUUUGUACUUAAAAUAUAGAUAGUUAUUCCGCCAGAAUUAGUACUGUGCAAUCGGAAAGCAUCCCCAAUCCAGGAUGGCGACCGACAUUUGUCUGGAGUUUGUAGAUUCGGUCACGUACACCGGCGAGCUACACGCCACACGAACAACGGACCCGGAGGAAGGAAAAGGCGGAGUAUUAGAACGAAAUGGGCUUGUUUGGUACGCCCGUGGGAGCCUGUUCGAGGUGUUCCGCAACAAUUCCGACUUUAAGGUCAUUCAUUGGUGCUUUGAUGAUUGCGCAAAACGAGCAAGAAACUCUAAAUCGUGUACAGUUGAAUGUGUGGAGGAAUUGGUGGCAUUCGGGAAACUACUACUUGCCGUCGGGAUACGGCUUGGGCCCGAGCAAACACAGAUUGUGCUGCUAGCUCCGGAAGGAUACUACGAAGUGGGUAGCAUCAAUUUACAGGAAGCGGUGAACAUAAUAAGAUUCAUCGACCCGAGCUCCUGUUCGAUAGGCUUGCUGAAGCAAUACUCUGGCUGCCUUGCCGUAGGAACAGUUGAUGGCAAGUUUAUCCUGGUGGAUCUCUGUCUGAAGCUCGCUGAAAAUGGCAACUUUGGCAGCAAAAUUGUGAUGAACGAUGAUGCCACCAAACAAUGUCACAUUGAGUUCAGUCGUGGAGAUCCGAAGCAAUUGGCAUGCAACCACGCAACGCUCAGAGAGCGUGGCCUCUACUUUGGGUUGCAGUUCAGUCACGAUGUGAAUGCGUCGGUUGAGUGCAUUCUAGACAUCCCUCCGCUCAAAGCGAGCUGCGUAGGCUUUGCCGAUGGAACCAUAUUCAUCGUGGAUUUGGUCGAUCAGUCGCUGAUGCAUCGGAUUCUUCCGCCCACGGAAGACUGUCCCGUGAGUGCGAUGAACUUUCUUGAGCCAAGCGACGAUCCCGAGGCGUGCCUGUACUUGUGGGUGUUCUACGACCACGCAGAUGGUGCAUUUGCCACCCUGUACAUGAUCAUGUGUGAGGAGAAAUACAUGCAGGACGAGCUUUCCGUUUACGACCAAUUCCAGUCGUGUUCUGUGCGGUUAAAUCUGCUCAGCUACGAUCCGGGCAGUAUUCCACUGCAUGUACAGAGCAUUACAGAACGCAUAGGAGAUGAGGAGCUGGUCACAUUGAGCGUACUAAGCUGGCUAGGAUCGGAUCAGACAACGACGACGGUGCUGGUGUUCGAUUUGAACCAAUGGUACAAGGCGGAAAUGCCUUUCGAGUGUGAUUGGCAAGAUGAACUGACCUACCUGGUCGCGUUUCAAUUGAAGGAGUCAAGCAUCUGUGCGCGGUUGGAUGAGGGUUCAUUUAGGCCUUUCCAUUCGGCCCAUCGUCCGGAGGAGCAUUUUUAUCCGAACUCGCUGGAAUUUGAUGUUAUAAACUACAACGGCUUCAAUCGUACGCGGCACCACUGGGUGGGACUACAGAGAAAAUUGCUGCGGUAUCUCAAUCUGGACGGGGCAAAUGGUGUCCUCGAGCCGACGGAAUUAUACCAGGCUCUUAAUCGGGCCGCCUUGAUGCCUCUGUUCUAUGACCCGCUACCAUGCGAAGAAAUGUCCGCGAAAGACCAACGGGAGUUCGUCCUAUCACUUGGUUUGGAGUACCAGUGUUACACAUUUCUGCAAAGCUGUGCAAAUCUUUGGGCCGACGGCAGUUACCUCGGAUCGGAUCCGGUGCACGGUGUCUCGCUGUCGACACUAACCGAUUGGAUUUGGAACCGAUCGGCAGUCUUGAAGGAGGUCAGCAAUAAAAUGCUAGCGCCACUGUUGGAUUCUUCCGGACCGCGGAUGGAUUCUCAUACGUCCGGUAAUCUUUCCCGCUGCACGGAACAGAUGAAGCGACUCGCGAAAUUCUACGCGACAAUACUUUCCGAUUGCAAGAAGGUCAUACCGAAAAAUGUGAUGGAAAAACUGAGAAAAGAAUGUUCGUCAAUUGCCGUCGCGGCCAAGUAUUUGGACGUUGUACUGUGGCUCCUACUACUCGAAGUUCUUCCGGAGGUUCCGGAAUCAGCGAUGGGUGCGUCGGACAAAGAUUCGGACGACGACACAAGUCAACCAAGCGAAGCACUGCGUGUGCCGUACCCUUACACAAAGCUCUCCGAGUUCUACCGUAACCGGCGCAGCAGCACCUUGCAAAGUAAUCUCAACGCGGGGACGUUGGACGCCUCUUCGGGCUGCAAGAAUCUGCUCUACAUCGACAAUUUAAUUGAGCGCGAGUUUGAUACGGACUCCAUUCGGAAGGUUUGGUUCGACGAGGAAGACUUCGCAAAUACGGCCGCCCCGUUGUAUCCACCGGAAUCGCUACAAAAAGCACUACGUGUGCUGCUUAUCCCAGAAACGGCCAUGCAACAGAAGCUUGUGUUGCUUUCGUAUCUUUUCAUGGAUAUUGUUGCGUUGCUGGACAGCGAAAGGUAUGCCGACAUAUUUAAAGAGUGGAAAAAUUUUCCAAGUAUUUUUAAUUUGAGCCCAGCUGCUGUGCAGCGUGUUCAAGCUUUUUGGCACCUGGAUCAUGGGGAUGUGGAGACCUCGGUUAAACAGUUCCUUACUCCAGCGUCCAACAAAGAUGAUUACCCAAAAUGGCACCGAGAGCUUGCUGUGUCCAUGUUGUUGAAUCUAAACGCACCGAAACACGCGCUGGUGCUGUUGCGAGGCCAGGGCUAUCACAUUUCACCUCAGCUGGAACUGACAGCGCUCGUCAAAAAUGGACUAAUCGCCGAUGCCUACAAUUUGCAGCGUGGUCAACCUCAACCAGAUGGUAUGGUUUGGUUCGUGGAGACCAUUCUGAACGAAGGCAAGCCGAAGGCGUUGCUCGAGUUUGACUAUACCGACGAAGAGAAAUUCGUCUUGCGCAGCUACUUGCGCGAUGCGCCAGUGCCCAGGUGCGACAGCUUACUGUUCGGUCAUCUGCUGGACCACGCAGAGUUUGUGGAAGCCGUGCAACACGUCGAUCGGUUGACCCGGAAGCGCAACAAUGGCAUGGAACCGUACCGCGAUAUUUUGUCCCUGUACCACAAGUCACUGGAUCCAACGAGCCAACGGUUGGCCUAUCUGACGUACACCGAGCCGAAGGAGCUAGAACCACGCCUAGCAACGCCAACGUCGACCGGAGAGAACCCGUCGGUAGAUUCACUGAGCGCACGGCUCAUCCGCAGCCGGGCCGAUUUUCGCGUUCGCAUACUUCACCAAUCGAUCGUGGCCGUCAAGGAAGCGGCAGAAGUGUCCGGUUUACUGCACGACCGGCCGUUCCUCGAUAAGCCCGACCUCGGAAUGUUCCACCAUCGUCCGAUGGUGCACAGCCGCAACGUGAGCUAUCCGGUGAUGGUGGAGGAGCAUCGGUCGAAAAACAAGCGCCAACGUCAAGAGUGUGACGCUUCGUACGAUGACGGCAAGUAUGAGGAUCGUUGGCAGAAGCAGCGCCCACUGCUCGAAGAGGACAUCUGCGCAAACCCUUGCAAAAGGCGAAACCUCGGGUCGGAUUACAAUGCGCCUGCGACGACCGGUAUGGAUAGAAAGUACCUUAGCUUCGAUACGCCCGUACCGGUCAUCCCACAGUUUCGUCCGAUGGUUCCGAAAUUUAACUUUUCCGUCCCCAGCUCACUUAUGUCGGAGGUUGGCGAGCGAGAUAGUGGGGAAUCCGGGAAAUUCACCAGUCAUUCGCCUAGCAUUUUCCUCCAAACGCCGCCACUGUUUAAGAAAAAAGAACCGGAGUUUCCUGUACCCGAGGAUGCGGAUACUUUCACCCCUCCGGGCAUUUUGAAAUCCAGCCUAUCCAGUCAAGGCAUUGCAGCGGAUAGUUCCGAGGAGAAGGUGCUACGGUUCGACCUGCCUCCGGGCGUGACAGUGGAUAGUUCUUACAUCGAUGAAACGACGGUGGCGGAGGACGAGCAGGGGACGACAAUUGAAACGAUGCUACAGCCCGAGCCAAGACCAAACACUCCACAACGGCGGGAUCUCGACCUGUCGGGCAUCUCGAACGAUGACUUCUAUUCGCCGGAAGCAACAAUAGAUGACAACAGUCUGCAACAGUUGCUUUCCUCCGGUGGUCCAUCGCGCCGCCGUGCUCUGCAUCAUCGUACGGCCACUCCGACCGGGCUUGGCGGUCUAGCAACCGAAAAUGUUGCGAUCAUCAUCGAAGAUCAAGUCGGUGAAGAGUGCUCGAAAACGUCUGUGUUUGGUCAUCGUCAGGAUGCAGAGGAGCCGGAGGAGUGUACUCCUAUGGAAGUGGACGAUGAAAAGGAAAUUGCGCUGGAGGAAAAUUACGCGGUGCAUGCAACGGCUGCUGCCAGUGACGAGGAAGAGAACGUACCCGAUGCAACAAUCGAAGGGGAUGAAAUCGUUCAAGUGGAGGACGUUACGACUCAUGAAGUUGAUGAAUCGAACGUGAAUGACGGCUUAUGUAUGGAAACAUCGGCGGUGGAAGUAGAGGAGUCUAUUAUGCAACAGCAGGUACAAUGGAACGAAGAAGCUGAUUACGAAAUUAUGGAAGACGAUGAAGAAAUAGAAGAAGAAGACGUUGAAGGCAGCGAAGUGAUCACGGAUCAAGGGGAAGAUGACUGGAGGGUGGUCGAUCUUGAUGCAGAGGAGGAAGCUUCGGUGGAGGAUGAUCUAGGGGAAUACGAUGGCGAAGAAGAAGAUGAGGACGGAGGUUCCUAUGAAGAUCUGGAGGACGGAUUGCUCAAUGGCGAACUCGAUAACAGUGCGGAGGAAGGCGAUGAUGAUUCAGUCGAUUCAUCAAGCGUUCUGGAAGUGAUCGAUUUGAGCGACGAGGGCAAUCCCAAUACUUCGUCGUCCUCCAGUUCUUCAUCUUCAUCGUCCAGUGACCAGGGUGGCGCCGAGCAUGCUCAAGUAAAUACGAUCGAUCCCGUAGCUAACGAACCCCCGCAACAACAACCGGCGGAGUCUGUCGAGCCUUCCGUUGGUUCCGUGGAUUUACAACAGCAAAUACUGUACGCAGAGUUGUACUCUGAUGCCGUUCCGAGGGUUAUAUACCAUCAAGUGCAUAUUGAGGGCGAGGAGGAUGAGGAAGAGAAGGAAGAAGAUGGAGGAGAACAACUGCAACGCCAUGAAGGUGAUACUCAAGAAGGACAAGCGUCGCGUGACAUUCAGGUGCCUACGACUUCCUCCUCCACGCAUCGUACCGAAGCUUCGGGACUGGCCGAUUCGUCCGAUGAGGAUGAGGUGUCGGAGGUGAAAGAUUUAUCGGUCAUCGGUCAGAACAUAGCAGAGGUUGCCGACAGCUCCAUGGCGUCCGUUAGUGGUGGUGGUGCGUUGCGUGAUCUUUCCGUAGCAGCAGACCAGUGGGAAGAUGGUGUGGCCAGUACGAGUGGAAACGAGGAAGUUGUCGCCCGAGUAGUGGCUCCUUCUAGCUCGGGCACGACGGCAGCGGCGACGGUCACCGCUACCAGUGCACAACCACAAACGCAGGCCACACAGCAGCAAACGUUUGGGCAGCCGAAAAACGCGCACGAGGUGGAAGUGCCAGCCAUGAACCUAUCGGUCAAGCCGGACGAAGCGCAUGGUUCAAGCCGAAAGAACAGCAAAGGCGAAGAGAACGGACUAAGUGAGGAAGCACGUGCCCUGAAUCUAUCGGCAGGCCAGCAGCAGGAAUUGGCGGCCCAAAUGGCACGCGCGGAAGCGGGAAUCAACGUGAGCGGUAUUAACGACCGGGAGGGCGAAGUGGAGGUAUCCAAUGUCGAUCAUGAUGAGCCCCAGUCGUCAGAUGAGCUUAAAGCGGAUGACAAAACAGCCUGCAGCAGUGAAGAGAAACCGCGCGAAAACGAACCACAUUCUUCGGAUCAAACGGAAGCGGCCAGCACCAACGAGGAAGAAAAACGUACCGUAGAAGCGCGAGAAGAUGAGCCCCAUUCUUCCGACGACGGGAAACAGGUUAAUGAGGAGGAAAGGAUGGAUUUAACACUGCACGUUUCAGAUGAGGAAGAUGCGAGCGAAAUGCAAACACCACCACAAACGGCGCGACCAAGUUCGACGGCUGGAGAGCUCCGUGUUGUGAUUGAGGAUGUGAGAUUAUCACUCAAACGUUCGAAAGAGACUUUGCUGCAGCAGGAAGAAGCAGCGUCUACCUCGAGCCCACGUGCAAACGUCAAGACACGGUUGAUGAUGGCGAUGGAAAAAUCGUCCGGUAUGACGCCCUCGGCAUCGCUCGCAACACCAACAACAACACGAGGCCGCUCGGGGCGGUCCACUUCGGUCGUGCAUGAGACCACCAACACGCCGAUCACGUCGGCCCUCUCGCGCAGCCGGCGGUACGCUUCGAUGGACAAUGUAUCGGAGGCCACACCCGAUCCAACGCUCCCACUAACACCACGCCGUUCCACACGCCGCGCCUCAUCGCUUGCGAAGGAACUGUUUGCCGGUGGUACGCCUCAAAAACGAACUCGUCGCCAAUCGCAGUCCUCGGUAGAGAGUGUGGACCGACGUGGAGAUGCCACCGCGACUAGUCCGACGGAUGCAGCGAUGGAGCCACCGGAACCGUCAGAGAAAUCUUUCGCCAGCUCCACAGCCAGUAGCGCCCGGCGGAGCACGCGGGGCCGAAAGCCAAGAGCUACUUCUGAACUUCCGGGUACAUCCGGGGGAAGUGAUGCACCACUGCUGGCGGACUAUUCGUCCAACCGACGGCUCACUCGACAUCAGUUGGCGGUAAUGGAAAAAUCGAUGGAAAUCUCCUCGCGAAGCCAGCCGAGGAUGGAGCGAGGUACGAGUAGUAACAAGCUCGAUGUAUCGGUGGACACCGCCGGUGGAGAUAGUGAGGGCGAGUCGGUCGUUUCGAACGUAAGCAAUCAGUCGUCCCUACGCUCGACCCGAUCACGCACGACUCGUGCUGCGACGAGGCGCAGUUCAGUCGAAACCCGCUCGAACCGGGGUGGCAGUGUGAAAGACAGUUCCGCCAGUCAAACAACCCACAAUCCUCCGGCUGGGGCGAGUGAGUUAGACUCCGACUCGGACCAUUCGAUGGUGCACGGUAGCCAGCGGACUGCGCACGGAUUGGAACCGAUCGCGGAAGAAGGCGAUGAAACCCGCUCCGAAACCGGCAAAAAACGUCGUGGAAGGCCGCCAAAAAACAGCAAGUAAAUGGUUGUUGGGUGCGUCGAAGACAGGAAGGAAACUAACAAGAUUCCUCCGACAAGGAAACUGGAGUGGCUGGUUUUGUUCUUCAUACUGAUAUAUUUUUCAUCAUCUCUGGACUCUAUUGCCCCAGUUAUGAAGUCGUCGAUGUUCAUGUUUAAUCUAAGUAACUGUACUCUUAAAUAUAAAAGCAUGGGAGUGAGUUGAUUUGUUUGUUGAAAGAGA
Messenger RNA from Anopheles coustani, 7367 nucleotides. RefSeq names its product protein ELYS homolog (gene Elys). The record is from RefSeq and is a predicted model, not a curated record. Bases 117 to 7148 code for a protein of 2343 amino acids. The transcript has 10 exons. Lineage: Eukaryota; Metazoa; Arthropoda; Insecta; Diptera; Culicidae.